AUGUCUCUUCCAACGCUGGAUUACCGAUCGACCUUGAUUCCGGGCUCCAUUACACCUGCCACUCAGGAAACACACCAUCGCAAACCAACUUUCGAGCCCUCUGGACCAUACUGGACUGCUCCCUUCCGGGACGGUCUGCCUACUCCCCCAGGCGACAUGACCGGCUUGACUUACAAUGCCGUUCCACCUUUCAACUAUGGAUCCAAGGCACACGGGCUAGUGGGACUACCCUCUCACGCCUAUGGCAAUUCGCGUCCACACUUCGACUCGAUCUCGUCUUCGAUGAUGCCAGCAACGAAGCCACACACCCAGCCCGUACCUGCGAAAGAAGCCCCAGCCCCGGAACCAGUACAGAAGAAAUCCUCAGGAACGACUGGUGGCUCACAAUUACGGAUCCCCUCCUCAAUAAAUAACACAAAGGGCAGCCUGGCCGAGUUUGCAGCUCAGAUGACCUGCCUCUUCUGGUUCGAGAAGACAUCCAAACUCCAAUCCAUUGAAGAUCGACGCAAUCCAGCACCUUCACUUGUCCCCGAGGCGAUCCCCACGGUCGGUUUUCAGAAAUGGGUAUCUACGAUUUUGUCGACCACACAAGUCAGCCAGAACGUCAUUUUGCUUGCUCUUCUUUUCGUCUAUCGUCUGAAGAAGUUUAAUGCGAGUGUAAAGGGCAAGAAAGGCAGUGAAUUUCGACUGAUGACGGUCGCUCUGAUGCUGGGCAAUAAAUUUCUGGACGAUAAUACCUACACCAAUAAGACGUGGGCCGAGGUCUCGGGCAUCGCAGUGCAGGAGAUCCACAUCAUGGAAGUCGAGUUCCUCAGCAACAUCCGUUACGACCUCUUCUCUUCCGAGGCCGAAUGGGCCCGAUGGCACAACAAGCUCGGUCUUUUCGGUGACUUCUUCAACAAAGCUUCCCUGCUGCCCCUCGAGAACGAUGUCCCUGUGCUGCAGCUCUCGCCGCCGCGUCUGCAGCCCCAGUCGCCCGCUUCCAAGCUACCUUCGCCCCAAUCCGAUGUGCUUCGACCACACUCGCAGCCCAAUUGGUUUCCUUCAGGUUCCGGACUUCCCUAUCCUACGCCUUCGUAUCUCGGGGAUACGCCCCAGAGCAGCUCUCGCAAGCGGAGCCGGGAUGAAGACACCGAGCUGCACCCAACCAAACGCAUUGCUCGAACGACGGCCCUUCCUACUCCUGCCUUGACUGUUCCCACCUCCAUGGCUGGGAUUCCCACUCUGCCGCCAAUGACCCCUACUUCCGCUCCCAUUGCCCAUACUCAAAUGCCUGGUCCUGUUUCACGACUCCCACCUCCUAACCUACCACCUUCUUCCAACCCAAUGGUGCAAACUCUUUCUUCUUCCGCCAUGUCUCAACUUCCCGCUCUGGUUCCUCCCGUCUACAAUCGUUCUCAGACGUGGGCCCAGCAAAUUCCAUCUACCCACCUCUCCGCAGUACCAUCUGGAGUGUACAACGCCCCAUCGCUCCCCGAUAUUGGCCGCCACCACCAGGUCCCCUACGGUGUGUCAUCUGGCACUGUCUCCCCAGCUGUUUCUGCCUACUCCGUCCACACCCCUCAAACGCAUCUCUCUCCAUCUUUCUUCCUCGCCAACCGUAACUCUCCUUAUCGCCCUGUUCGCUCCGUCAACACCUUGUUGAUCCCACCUCCCACCUCUUCUCUUCAGCCACAGCGCAGUGUCCCGUUUGAUCACAUGCACUACCAACCCCUGGGGAAGACAUCGGCCGAUCGCAAGACGGGCUUAUUGCCCUAUAUACAGCCUGAUGCAUGGAACCACGGAUCCUUUCAACCCUACUUCCCUUCCUCGCAGCCUUUCGCAGGCUAA
Molecule: messenger RNA, 1830 nt
Organism: Penicillium waksmanii
Lineage: Eukaryota; Fungi; Ascomycota; Eurotiomycetes; Eurotiales; Aspergillaceae
Exons: 3
Coding region: 1-1830 (609 amino acids)
Biological process (GO): regulation of cyclin-dependent protein serine/threonine kinase activity
Cellular component (GO): cyclin-dependent protein kinase holoenzyme complex; nucleus
Molecular function (GO): cyclin-dependent protein serine/threonine kinase regulator activity; protein kinase binding
Source: RefSeq, a predicted model, not a curated record